AUGCCAAAUCCGUGGAUCAACUGCCUUUGGGGAAUGGAUUUGAUUGGCCCACUACCCAUCGGAAAAUGCCAAUUCAAGUGGGUCAUUGUGUGCAUCGAUUAUCAUUCCAAAUGGAUUGAGGCUGCGCCCCUAAUGGCCAUCACAACCGAGAAGUGCAAGGCAAGAGGAACUAAGCUCAAAUUCGCAUCCGUAGCACAUCCAAAAACCAACGGGCAAGUAGAAGCCGCUAAUAAGCUGAUCAAAGGCCUUCUUCGAAAAAAGCUGGAUGAAGCCAAAGGACUUUGGCCCGAAAAACUCGACGAAGUGCUAUGGGCAAUCCGUACCACACGAACAGAAGCUACGGGCAAAACUCAUUUUUGCUUAAUAUACGGCACGGAAGCAGUCCUGCCCAUCGAAGUAAUUCAGCCAACACAACGGGUUUCGCUGUUUGACCACGAUACCAAUUCGGACAAUAUGCAACUUGAUAAAGAUCUCUUGGAAGAGAAACGCAUCACAGCACAUCGCCAUGACGUCCAGAACAAACAGCGCGUGGCACGCUUUUAUAACUCGAGAGUCAAGAGCAAGACACUACAGCUAGGCGACUGGGUCCUAAAGAAGAUCCAAACAAAGGUCACUGGACUACGCCCGAGAUGGGACGGACCGUACAAAGUCAUCCAAAUCAUAGCACCAAACACGUACUGCCUAGAAGACAAGUACGGAGAGAGAUUAGCCCAUCCUUGGAACAUGGAACAACUCAAAGGGUCCGCGCGUAGCGCACGCCAAGGACUCGACUGUUUGAGUACUUUUGGCACACUGCUAUAG
This is a messenger RNA of Argentina anserina (silverweed cinquefoil), 801 nucleotides long. RefSeq lists its product as uncharacterized. NCBI's taxonomy places the organism in Eukaryota, Viridiplantae, Streptophyta, Magnoliopsida, Rosales, Rosaceae. The coding region runs from base 1 to 801 and encodes 266 amino acids. The transcript has 2 exons. The record is from RefSeq and is a predicted model, not a curated record. Gene Ontology annotation, molecular function: nucleic acid binding.